This is a messenger RNA of Pseudocercospora fijiensis CIRAD86, 2179 nucleotides long. Its product is annotated as glycoside hydrolase family 1 protein. The record is from RefSeq and is a predicted model, not a curated record. The coding region runs from base 278 to 2179 and encodes 633 amino acids. The transcript has a single exon. Lineage: Eukaryota; Fungi; Ascomycota; Dothideomycetes; Mycosphaerellales; Mycosphaerellaceae. Gene Ontology annotation, biological process: carbohydrate metabolic process. Gene Ontology annotation, molecular function: beta-glucosidase activity.
CUAUUAUUAGGUGGGCUUCUUGACUACCCAAGACCUCGGAUACAUACACACCAAAUUAUUAGGUGGGCCUAUCUGCAGGGGUGGGCUACGUUGCCGCCCUGGGCUUCUUCACCAGUUUCUACGGUAACGACGAGAGCACGUACCGACUUCGUACGGUGGAGGAUCGCAGCAUCUUCGGGCCUUUUGAUGGAGCGUAAUGCAGUGUGACAACGGCCAAGAAGACCGGUGCUAAAGCAGCGGAAUGGGGAUGUAAAGGUCAAAUCAAUCCCACCAGAGAAUGGCUGAUCAUAGCAGGAUCGUGACAAUGAAGCGAUGCGUACUGAUAGCUGGUCUCAGCGAGGCACUCGCUCAGCAGGUCUAUGUUCCAGUCCAGGGGCCCUCCAAGCUUCCAUGCUCCGUGAACGACUCGUAUGCCACGGCACUGCCUUCGUAUACAUUCCACGAGUUCAGCUUCACGCAGACCGAGACGGUUCGAACAGCGACUUCCGUCCCGGCACCAAUAACGACCACCACAUUUGCCCCUCCUUACGCGUCUCUCAGCAGCCUAGUGCCAGGGCUCAGUACUACUCGAUGGGGCAAUUGGGAUCCAGAUUCAAACGCCAGCGCAACAGAUCUUGGUAGUCCAUAUGGCAAUGCUUCGUGGAGUGCCUUCUGGAACACCUUCCCCACUGCGAAUUUCUCACGCGGAAUCUACUCCACGACAAUAGAGCCUACCCCAGUUCCUUCUUCAGAACUCGUCCUUCCGCCGCCUGAGCCAUUUGGACCACAGGAAUGCUAUCGAUUCCCAGCCGAUUUCCUGUUAGGAGUGGCGGCGUCUGCUGUUCAGAUCGAAGGAGCAGUUGCAGAUGAAGGCCGGGUUCCGGUUCACAUUGACGCAGUUCCUGUGCUGACACCUGGAGCUGCGGACGAUUACAUCGCAAACGAGAAUUACUACCUGUACAAGCAGGACAUCGAGCGCAUAGCUUCUAUGGGAAUAAAAUACUAUAGAUUUUCCAUUCCAUGGGCAAGAAUAUUGCCUUUCGUUCUGCCUGACACUCCAGUCAACCAGCAAGGAAUCGCUCAUUACGAGGAUCUCAUCGACUUCGUACUUGAGAAAGGAAUGCACCCUGCUAUCGUGUUGCACCAUACGGACACUCCUUUCCAGUUCUACUCAAAUAUAUCCGAGGUCUCAAUCCUUCCAGGGACUGGGGGCAUCGGCUACACCGACUCAGGAUACCAGAGGUCUUACCACAAUAUCUCCUUUGAGGAUGCCUUCGUCAACUAUGGCAAGAUUGUGAUGGCACACUUCGCAGACCGGGUGCCUAUCUGGUGGACUUUCAAUGAGCCUUUACUUGGUGCACGAAACGGCAAGUCCAUUAAUGCCGUCAUCAAAGCGCAUGCUCGUCUUUAUCACUACUAUCACGAGGAGAUCAAAGGCACUGGCAAGGUAUCUUUGACCUUUAACGACAAUUUUGGGGUGCCGCGGAAUCCUCAAGACGCUGCCGACGUUGAUGCUGCGAAUCACUUCAACUCAUUUCAGCUGGCGACCUUUGCAAAUCCCAUUUUUCUUGGCAAAGAUUACCCUUCUUCGUACACUUCCAGUGUCGCUGACUAUGUUCCCUUGACUGAGGAAGACUUGGCGUAUAUCAACGGUACUGCAGAUUUCUUCUCCAUCCAGCCAUACACAGCAACGGUGGUAUCGCCUCCAGAUGACACGAUUGCUGCCUGUGCUGCAAACAUUAGCCAUCCACUUCGCCCAUACUGCGUCAAACAGUAUACGAAUACGACGACGGGAUGGAACAUUGGCUAUGGCUCACAAUCAUACGUCUACAUCACGCCCACGUACUUUCGUACAUAUCUCAAUUACCUCUGGAACACAUUCCGACAUCCUGUCGCUGUGACAGAGUUUGGCUUUCCAGUAGCCGGCGAGGCAAACUUGAGUCAAGACCAUCAGGAAUUUGAUAGUCCAAGAAGCUGGUACUAUGUAUCGUACCUCAAUGAGGGCUUGAAGGCAAUAUGGGAGGAUGGCGUCGAAUGGAUAGGUGCAUUUGCUUGGAGCUUUGCUGACAACUGGGAGUUCGGUGACUACGAUGCACACUUCGGCAUCCAGACUGUCAACCGUACAACACAGGUGAGGAGGUACAAGAAGAGCUUCUUUGACUUUGUCGACUUCGUGGAAAGCCGUAGACAGGCCGCAUAG